AUACUAAACGGCUAAUUUUGACUUUGUUGACUGUGCUAUCUAUUGGAAACCUCCUCAAUGUCACGCAUGUUGUUGUGUAACGCUAGUUGACUUGUUGGUUUCUAGUAGCUAAAUUAUAUUAUCUAAUCAUGCAUAAAUUAAAUGGUAUAUUAUCUAAUUCUGUCAGGAGUGCCUGCCGACAGGUUGCUGGUUCCUUCAAUGCAGGAGGCUCAAUUUGUGGAACCAGCGGUCUGCAGAGAGCAGUGUCCUCCAGUGCUGUCAGGAUGCAAGAGGAUGCCAGUGUCUCAGCCACACCUGGGAAAAUAUCCAAAGACUUCAGUCACCUCCCCCAUGCCCCAGGUGUGCUGAGAUGGGCUGGGAAAUACGAGGAGUUGCCAAUAGCACAUAUCAAAGCCACAUAUAACAAUACACAUGUCCAGGUGACAGACUGUGAGGGCCAGUUCAUGGUCAGAACAUCGUGUGGAACCGAGGGGUUCAAGAACGUCAAGAAGUCCACUCCCAUCGCUGCUCAGACAGCAGGCAUCUCAGCCGCAGCGAAGGCCUCAGCGGUGGGGGUGACGUUCGUCCGCGUGUUGGUGAAAGGUCUGGGUCCUGGACGCUUGUCUGCCAUCAAGGGUCUGACCAUGGGAGGAUUGGAGGUUGUGUCCAUCACAGACAACACCCCCGUACCACACAAUGGUUGUCGCCCUCGCAAGGCUAGAAGAAUAUGAACAGGACCGUACCAUCAUGGACUGCAGGGGUCCAGCAAUCUGUCUUGUAACAUGCUUAAUGUUGUUAUAUGAAGACAUUUUUUUUACUGGUAUUUAA
Messenger RNA from Oncorhynchus nerka (sockeye salmon), 807 nucleotides. Its product is annotated as small ribosomal subunit protein uS11m-like. The record is from RefSeq and is a predicted model, not a curated record. Lineage: Eukaryota; Metazoa; Chordata; Actinopteri; Salmoniformes; Salmonidae. Gene Ontology annotation, cellular component: ribosome; mitochondrial small ribosomal subunit. Gene Ontology annotation, biological process: mitochondrial translation. Gene Ontology annotation, molecular function: structural constituent of ribosome.